This is a messenger RNA of Juglans microcarpa x Juglans regia, 1911 nucleotides long. Its product is annotated as serine/threonine-protein kinase SRK2E. Gene Ontology annotation, biological process: protein phosphorylation; intracellular signal transduction. Lineage: Eukaryota; Viridiplantae; Streptophyta; Magnoliopsida; Fagales; Juglandaceae. The record is from RefSeq and is a predicted model, not a curated record. Gene Ontology annotation, cellular component: nucleus. Gene Ontology annotation, molecular function: ATP binding; protein serine/threonine kinase activity.
GAAACUCCCUCUCAGAGAGAAAGGGAUUCACGAGCUUUGUCACCGUCUCCCUAUCUAUCUCUCUGCUACUCUAAAAAUCUGGGCACCACAACCCCCCCUCCCCCAACCAGCUGUGUGGGUGUGCUGUGGUGGGUGAAGCUUCACGGGCUCUAGCCUAUUUUCCAGUCUCUUUCUUCAACUACCUGUUUCUCUUCAAUCUAGUGGCCCACAUUGAGCCACGUCGCCGCCUCCACCGCCCCUCUUCCAGCUUGAUCUUGAUUAGGGUUUUGUUUUGGCCACCUCUCAACUCAACCAUUUGGUGUAUUGAGUUUCUUAUAACAUCCCUCAACAAUGAUAUAAUGUGAGAGAAGGACAUUGAGCUUGUGCGUCAGCGCUUGUGCGUUUUUUAGGGAGAGAGAGAGAGAGAGAGAGAUUGAGAGAGUUAGAGAGAUAAAGAGAGAUGGAUCGUUCGGCGAUCACUGUGGGCGGCAUGGACAUGCCGAUCAUGCACGAUAGUGAUCGGUACGAACUGGUGAAAGAUAUCGGCUCGGGAAAUUUCGGGGUGGCUAGGCUGAUGAGGGACAAGCAGACCGAGGAGCUGGUCGCCGUGAAGUACAUUGAGAGGGGUGAGAAGAUAGAUGAGAAUGUACGGAGGGAAAUUAUAAACCACAGGUCCUUGAGACAUCCCAACAUUGUUAGAUUCAAAGAGGUCAUAUUAACACCAACUCAUCUAGCUAUUGUGAUGGAAUAUGCCUCUGGAGGAGAGCUCUUUGAACGGAUAUGCAAUGCUGGGCGGUUCAGUGAGGAUGAGGCGCGCUUCUUCUUCCAGCAACUUAUAUCAGGAGUUAGCUACUGUCAUGCAAUGCAAGUAUGCCAUCGUGACUUGAAAUUGGAGAACACAUUAUUGGAUGGAAGUCCGGCUCCUCGUUUAAAGAUUUGUGAUUUUGGGUACUCCAAGUCCUCAGUGCUGCAUUCACAACCAAAAUCAACUGUUGGCACUCCUGCAUAUAUUGCUCCAGAAGUGUUACUGAAGAAAGAAUAUGACGGCAAGGUUGCAGACGUGUGGUCUUGUGGGGUGACCUUAUAUGUCAUGUUGGUGGGUGCAUACCCUUUCGAGGAUCCUGAAGAGCCUAAAAACUUCCGCAAGACAAUUCAACGAAUUUUGAAUGUCCAGUACUCAAUUCCUGACUACGUUCAUAUAUCUCCAGAGUGCAGCCAUUUGAUCUCGAGGAUAUUUGUAGCUGACCCUGCUAAGAGGAUAACUAUUCCUGAGAUUAGGAACCACGAGUGGUUUUUGAAGAACCUUCCAGCAGAUCUCGUGGAUGAAAACUCAAAGAACACUCAGUUUGAAGAGCCUGAUCAACCCAUGCAAAGCGAUGAGGAUAUCAUGCGGAUAAUUGCUGAGGCUACCAUUCCUGCUGCAGGGAGCCACAGUCUCAACCAGUAUCUGACUGGCAGCUUGGAAUUUGACGAAGACAUGGAGGAGGACUUGGAGACUGAUCCUGACCUUGACAUUGAUAGCAGCGGAGAGAUAGUCUAUGCAAUGUGAUCAUAACCACUGCCUGCAAGGGGCGGUGUGUGCAUUUUGUGUGGACGUAAAUCAUCUCCUAGGCUUUUUUUUCUUGGGACUUGGGAGUGUGGAAGAUUAGAGAAAAAUCUUUCGCCGUCUCUGUAAUGGAGGAUUCUGUGGUGUGGAAUUUGUACAUGUCAAUGAGAAUCUGUUCUCACCGCUCCUGUUUCUGCUCUAUGUAUAAUCUUUUCUGGUGAUGUGCAUCUGUUCAUGACCUGUAUUUUUAUGUUUUGCUACUUUUCAAGUGGAAUUAUGUAUCGCACUGGUAGCACUGUAACAUAACACUUUCUCUCUUUUCUUUUGGCGACCAAUGUAACAGUAUGUCAAUUCCUACCUUGUUUCGUUGGGAGAUUGGUUUAUUA